Molecule: messenger RNA, 1057 nt
Organism: Rhinopithecus roxellana (golden snub-nosed monkey)
Lineage: Eukaryota; Metazoa; Chordata; Mammalia; Primates; Cercopithecidae
Gene: ROPN1L
Product: rhophilin associated tail protein 1 like
Exons: 5
Coding region: 10-978 (322 amino acids)
Source: RefSeq, a predicted model, not a curated record
CUCGGUUGCAUGGAUACCGAGAGCGUGCGUAGUAGCCGCUGGCGCUCGCGAACUGCAGGGUCUGGGGUGUUAUUGGAGGGACCGUUGGUCCUCAUUUCUCCCGAAGCCCGCGGAGGAGCGGGUAAGAGCCCCGCGAAGCCGGCCCCAACCUUGGGAAAGGGAUGGGAGGCGACCCUGGCCGCUAGCCUUGCGCUGCUAGCGGCUCCACCGCGUCCUAGCCGACAGCCGCCCUUCUUCCUCGCAGCGCGCUGCGAUUCCCCAGCCUGGUCCCUUCUGCGGAGAGCGAUGCCGCUUCCCGACACCAUGUUCUGCGCUCAGCAGAUCCACAUUCCCCCGGAGCUGCCGGACAUCCUGAAGCAGUUCACCAAGGCUGCCAUCCGCACCCAGCCGGCCGACGUGCUGCAGUGGUCCGCGGGAUAUUUUUCAGCUUUGUCAAGAGGAGAUCCACUUCCUGUAAAGGACAGAAUGGAAAUGCCCACGGCAACCCAGAAAACAGACACAGGCCUGACUCAAGGACUCCUGAAAAUUUUGCACAAGCAGUGUCACCACAAGCAGUAUGUGGAAUUAACAGAUCUUGAGCAGAAGUGGAAGAACUUGUGCCUGCCGAAGGAAAAAUUCAAAGCGCUCUUACAACUGGAUCCUUGUGAAAACAAAAUCAAGUGGAUAAACUUUUUAGCACUUGGGUGCAGCAUGCUUGGUGGGUCCUUGAACACUGCGCUGAAGCACCUGUGUGAGAUCCUCACGGACGAUCCGGAGGGUGGGCCCGCUCGCAUCCCCUUCAAGACGUUUUCCUAUGUCUACCGCUACUUGGCCAAAUUAGACUCAGACGUGUCUCCCUCGGAGACGGAAUCCUACCUUGCCUCUCUAAAGGAAAAUAUAGACACCAGGAGGAACGGCAUGAUAGGACUUUCAGAUUUCUUCUUUCCAAAGAGGAAACUUUUAGAAAACCUUGAAAACUCUGAAGAUGUAGGCCAUUAAUACAGAGAAGAAUACAUUUUAGUGUCAAAAUAGUGCUCUUUAAAAUUCUGGCAUCAAAUACAACUUAUCCUGAAUCACA